AUGUUCCCCACAGAGUCCGGCAGGAGGGUCAGGUAGCGGUCCUGGUUCUGAUUCUGGUGGGCCGAGGUACUUCAGUGUGAUGUGGUGUAAGGUCAGUGGGAGGAAACACAAGCGCUGGGAGGGAGAUGCUGUCCUGGUGACACGAGGACGCACCGCCACUCUCAAAGACAUGGAGGGCAAGGACAUCGGCAAGGGUGAGUGUGUGUGCGUUUUACUGUCUGAGCGGCAGUUUCCCAAUCACAGAUUAAGCAUAGACAAAACAUCAUGCUCAAUGGAGAAUCCUCAUUUGAAAGUGGUUUUAGUCCAGGACUAGGCCUCAUUUGUUGCCAGGAAACCGGCCCUGAGAGUGUUAUUUCCGAGUGCAUCUGAGAGUGAUUCAGAUUUUGUGUGUGUAGGUAGUGGGUAUAAGGUGUCAGAGCUGGCAUCGCUGAGUGAAGGAGAGACGUUGAUGGUAGGGGGUAAACAGGUGGAGGUGAUGGGACUCAUAUCAGAGCUGGACUACAAUAAGGGCCGCUGUUUCCUUGACGUCCAUGUGGAGAAGGAGGAGCCUAAGAUAUCAGCUCCUCCCCCCUCACGACGCCCAGCUUCCAAACUAUUGGGCGGAGAGACUGAUAGGGGAGUGGCCAAACCUCAGGAGGAGGGGCCCUGUAAACCACGCCACGACCCUCUAGCACCAGGUAAAUACACAGACAUACAGUACACACACACACACACACACACACACACACACACACUCACACUCAUACUCAUCAUAUCUCUAAUGGUUUGUGUAGGAGCCCUUGUCAUGCCCCGGCCCUCAACCAAUCACCAGUGGGCUUAUAACAAGGCAGGCCUCCCACUGGUGGACGUGGUGGUUGACCCCUACUUGACUGCUAACCUCCGACCCCACCAGAGAGACGGCCUGCUGUUCCUCUACGAGUGUGUCAUGGGGAUGAGGUAAUGGGAGAUGUGUGUCAUGGGGAUGAGGUAAUGGGAGAUGUGUGUCAUGGGGAUGAGGUAAUGGGAGAUGUGUGUCAUGGGGAUGAGGUAAUGGGAGAUGUGUGUCAUGGGGAUGAGGUAAUGGGAGAUGUGUGUCAUGGGGAUGAGGUAAUGGGAGAUGUGUGCAUGUUCAUGAUGAAUCCUCUGAUCACUCCAAAAUUAAAUGUGGUGUUCCACAAGGCUCUGUGCUGGGGCUGCUAUUUAUUUAGUUUGAUUGAUUUGGUGUGUGUGUGUGUGUGUCAGGGCUACAUGUAGGUACGGUGCUAUCCUGGCAGAUGAGAUGGGUCUGGGUAAGACCCUCCAGAGUGUGGCAUUGACGUGGACGCUGCUAAAGCAGGGCCCGUACGACGGGAAGCCGGUUGCUAAGCGUGUGCUGGUGGUUGCCCCUGGCAGCCUGGUGCAGAACUGGGGGGCGGAGUUUAAGAAGUGGCUCGGUCGUGAGAGGAUCAGCGUCUACACUGUUAACCAGGUAGGGGUGUGUUUGAUCAGCGUCUACACUGUUAACCAGGUAGGGGUGUGUUUGAUCAGCGUCUACACUGUUAACCAGGUAGGGGUGUGUUUGAUCAGCGUCUACACUGUUAACCAGGUAGGGGUGUGUUUGAUCAGCGUCUACACUGUUAACUAGGUAGGGGUGUGUUUGAUCAGCGUCUACACUGUUAACCAGGUAGGGGUGUGUUUGAUCAGCGUCUACACUGUUAACCAGGUAGGGGUGUGUUUGAUCAGCGUCUACACUGUUAACCAGGUAGGGGUGUGUUUGAUCAGCGUCUACACUGUUAACCAGGUAGGGGUGUGUUUGAUCAGCGUCUACACUGUUAACCAGGUAGGGGUGUGUUUGAUCAGCGUCUACACUGCUGUUUCUGAUCCAUAUGGUGAUGUGUGUGUGUGUGUUCCAUGUUGUGUUGUUCAUUAGGACCACAGGGUGGAGCUGUUUGCAGCUUCUCCUCUCCACAGUGUGUUAGUGAUCAGCUAUGAGAUGCUGCUACGCUCUCUGGACGUGGUGAGUUGGUUCACAGCAGCGUAUCCAACAGCGGUGGGAAGUACCAGUGUUACAACACUGUUGAAUUACACCUAAACUCCUAUACAGUGCAUUCAGAAAGUAUUCAGACCCCUUGACUUUUUCCACAUUUGUUACCUUACAACCUUAUUCUAAAAUGAAUUAAAAAAUAAUAAUCUUCAGCAAUCUACACACAAUACCCCAUAAAAAUAAAAAACAUAUAUUUAUUUUUUUACUAUUUUCUACAUUGUAGAAUAAUAGUGAAGACAUCAAAACUAUGAAAUAACACAUAUGGAAUCAUGUAGUAACCAAAAAAGUGUUAAACAAAUCAAUAUAGAUUUUAUAUUUGAGAUUCUUCAAAUAGCCACCCUUUGCCUUGAUGACAGCUUUGCACACUCUUGGCAUUCUCUCAACCAACUUCACCUAGAAUGCUUUUCCAACCGUCUUGAAGGAGUUCCCACAUAUGCUGAGCACUUGUUGGCUGCUUUUCCUUCACUCUGCGGUCCGACUCAUCCCAAAUCAUCUCAAUUUGGUUGAGGUCGGGGGAUUGUGGAGGCCAGGUCAUCUGAUGCAGCACUCCGUACUUUCUGAAGGCACUGUAUGACACAGAUUAGGAGUACGAUGCUACACUCAUGGGACAUCAGAACGUUCUGUGUGUGUGGUGUGUGUUCUAUGUUUGUGGUGUGUAGGUACAGAAGCUGGAGUUUGGGCUGGUGAUCUGUGAUGAGGGUUACAGGUUGAAGAACAGCAGCAUCAAGACCUCCUCUGCCCUCAGUGGUCUCAGCUGUACACGCAGAGUUAUUCUGACAGGUACACACACAGCCCUCUGUUUUAUUGCCGUUUUCCUGUCCCUUUCUCCUAGUGUUUUCUGGUAUAUUGUGUGUGCUGUACUGUAGGUACUCCUGUGCAGAAUGACCUGCAGGAGUUCUAUGCCAUCAUAGAGUUUGUGAACCCGGGCAUUCUGGGGUCGUCUGCUGCCUACAGGAAGGUGUACGAGGAGCCAAUCCUCCGCUCCCGACAGCCCACCUGCACUGAGGUACAUUACCCACCUACACUCUCUAUCUCUGUCUCUGUACCGCUACACUAUCUCUCUAUUGUACGCUCACAACAGCCCACCUGCACUGAGGUACAUUACCCACCUACACUCUCUAUCUCUGUCUCUGUACCGCUACACUAUCUCUCUAUUGUACGCUCACAACAGCCCACCUGCACUGAGGUACAUUACCCACCUACACUCUCUAUCUCUCUAUUAUCUACUGUCCCCAUCUCUUUCUCUCCCUUCAUUCCUUCUCUAUAUCUCUCCCUAUAGGAGGAGAGGGUUUUGGGGGAGGAGCGAGCGGCUGAGCUCUCUCGUCUGACUGGUCUGUUUAUUCUGAGGCGGACCCAAGAGAUCAUCAACCGCUACCUGCCGCCUCGUCUUGAUUGGACAGUGUUCUGUAGCCCCUCCCCCUUGCAGCGGGAGCUAUACCAGGCUCUCCUCUCGCACCGUGUCAUCCGAGCCUGUCUACAGGGGUCGACACAGACACAGACUCACACACACCUCGCCUGCAUCACCGCCCUGAAAAAGCUCUGCAACCACCCAGGACUGCUCUACUCCACUGUACAGGUACGACACAUAAAGACACAAUGAUGAUGAUGACGACAAUGAUGAUGGUGAUGAUUGUGUGUUUUCCAGGAGCGUUCUGACGGUGGCUCAGCAGAGGGUUCUCUGUAUGAAGGGCUAAGAGGUGUCUUUCCAGAGUCUUACUCUUCUGGGGGCUUCAGUACAGCUGACUCAGGGAAACUACUGGUCCUGUCUGACCUACUGACCACUAUACGCCACCUCAGCCCUAAUGACAGGUGUGUGUGUGUGUGUGUUUGUAUGAAGUGGGUCAAGGGAUCCGGGCACACUGGCAUUGGUUUGUUGACACCAUAGAGAUCCUAUUAAAUUACUAGAGGGGCUGUCAUAAACCCUGAAAGUUCCAGAAUGGGGUGAAAAUGGCAGCCAUAUUGGCCAGGGAGAAAUCCAAAUCAGUCUAAUUGGAAUGAAUGGCAGAAGAGGUAGAAUCCCGAUUUUUCUUAUGGAGGAAAAUAAAAGCAAAACAUAUGUGAUAUCAGAAAUUGUGUAAUAUAAUUAUUGUCAAACUAAAAUAUUGUCAUAUAAUUAUAAAUACAGUUUAUACGGAUUUUAUACACAUUUUCAGUAUAAAUAGCCUCUGAAAUAUAUGUAAACAGACCAUAAAUGUCAAAAAAUGUUAGUUAUAUGAUACAAUAUCAGUACUUGUUGCAUUUACAACUUGUCUAAGUCCUAUCAUCAACUGAUUUCAGCCAGUGUAUGGAUUGACUGCAUUUUUUAAAUGGAAUGUUGGCAUAUUGGCAGUUAAUUAGAAACAUUUAUGGAAUCAUUCCUCUAAAACUGACUGGCUAGCUAGCUAACAAACAUACAGUGCAGAUAAAUUCUUAAAAAGCAUUAUUUUACACUAUCUUAUCACAGCACUGGCAAACCAUGGUUGACAAACUCCCUGACCAAAAUGGCUGACCUUUAGACCAUCAUAAGAAGGUUCAUGGCCAUUCUAGUAUUCUAAUUCCUAAUUCUAUGGUUGACACACUCAUGCUCUGGCACAUGAUCUGGACCAUCUUGAUCCUAUGUUGUGUGUGUAUGUGUGUGUGUGUGUGUGUGUACAGGGUGGUGGUGGUGUCUAACUACACUCAGACGUUAGACCUACUCCAGAACCUGUGUGUCCACCUGGGUUACACCUACUGUCGCCUGGACGGCCACACCCCCACCAUCCAGAGGCAGCGAUUGGUCGACAACUUCAACAGUCCUCACUCCGCUCACUUCCUCUUCCUCCUGAGUUCUAAAGCCGGAGGGGUGGGGCUUAACCUGAUUGGCGCCUCCCACCUGGUCCUGUACGACAUCGACUGGAACCCUGCUAACGAUAUACAGGUACAAACACACACACACUCCACACUCCCACUCACCACCAUUUAGAUGGCACGGUCUGUGUAUGUUUCGUUCACAUCUGAAACACACGUGUACACGUUACUGGUCGGUCAGUACCUGCUAUGCUCUUGGAGGAGUGAGGAUGAGAAAGAGGCCUUCCUCCUGAUGUGAUAGUUGGGGCUGAUGUGUCUGUCCCCCUCCAGGCAAUGGCGCGAGUGUGGAGAGACGGACAGAAGAAGACUGUUCACAUCUACCGCCUGCUCACUGCAGGUACCAUAGAGGAGCGUAUCUUCCAGAGGCAGGUGUCCAAACAGGGGCUUUCUGGGACAGUGGUGGACCUGGGGAAAGGGGCGGAGCAUACCAGCUUCUCCUCCAAUGAGCUGCGAGAUCUCUUCAGCCUGACGGACACACCCUGUCUCACUCACGACCUACUACACUGCAGCUGCAGUAUGGAUGGAUCAGCCCCAGGUACACACACACACACACAGAGUUGUCUGCAUGUGUGUUUAUUAAAUGUGUUUCUUGUGUGUAUUAUAGAAGAAGAAGAGGAUGAGGAGCCUGCGUCUGAUAGGCCGUGCCAGCUGGUCGUCAAGGUGACCGUGGUGGGGCGGGGCAGAAGCAUC
Coregonus sp. 'balchen' is the source of this 5518-nucleotide messenger RNA. The record is from the annotation of a GenBank genome assembly. Lineage: Eukaryota; Metazoa; Chordata; Actinopteri; Salmoniformes; Salmonidae.